CGCUAACGACGACCCCUGCCACCACAACAAACAGUCAACACGGCCGUCAGCCCUGCAACACCAACGUACAUCUCGACUUGCGCGCGCCUGCACUGCAUAUUAGCGGCUGUGCCCCCAUCGCAGCAUCAUUGCGACAACCUGACUCUACUAUGGCCCACGACCAGGGCAUGUUCUCGGUCCAGCGACCGCGCCAGACAUUAGGACCCAUAAACAACAACUCCUCCGCCAUUCCCAUGCCCUCGUCGGCCAUGAAGCGCUCCAGUUCCGUACACCAGAUGCAGCAGGGCUCGCAGUUUGGCAACAACCAUGCGCGCUCGCAGUCGGGCGGCCGCAUGUCGCUGGCGCCCGGGCGGCCCAGCCAGCCGCUCUUUGCGCGCUCGUCGUCGGGCACAAACCUCGCUGAAGGCUUCCCCUCGGUGCAGCGCCAGUCCAUGGGCGCCUUCGGUGGAGCCAGCAGCGGGCGCAAGAGCUAUGCGCCAGGCUCUGCGCUCUUCCAGACUCCUGCGCCGCCUGCCGGACCAGACUUCGAGCAGAGCGCCCAGCGACGCAGCAGCGUCUUCAAGGGGCGCACGUCGCACGCCGGCGGUCAGCCGGGCAUCAAGCAGUCUUUCUUCCAGCAGGCGCCCAUGCCUGCGACCCCUCCACCAGACCCGCGCAGACUGAAGGACCUCCAGACCCGGCAGACAAUGGCCGCCGAGCUCCUGCAAUUCCUCACACACAACAACUUCGAGAUGGAGUCAAAGCAUGUCUUGUCCGCAAAAGCUAUGACAUCCCCCACACAAAAGGACUUCAACAGCAUGUUCCAGUGGCUGUACAACAAGAUCGAUCCGAGCUAUCGCUUCCAGAAAACCAUUGACCAGGAAGUACCGGUUCUGCUCAAGCAGCUGCGCUACCCCUUCGAGAAGUCGAUCAUGAAGUCGCAAAUUGCGGCGGUCGGCGGAAACAACUGGCCGACGUUCCUGGGAUUGCUGCAUUGGAUGAUGCAGCUUGUGGUCCUGUGUCAGAGGUACGAAUCUGGUAGCUAUGACGAUGCUUGCUUUGAAGCCGGCUUCGACGUAUCUGGCGACCGCAUCAUCUUCGAGUUCCUCACAGACGCAUACAGCACAUGGCUAGCAGCAGAUGACGAGGAAGACGAUGAGGAAUCCCAAGCUCGACACAUGGAACCGCACAUCAGGGCGAUGGCGGACAAGUUCGAGGCAACGAAUUCGCAAAACCACGAUCACGUCAAGAUGCUUGAGGCAGAGCACAAGCUUCUCGAGGAGCAGAUUGAGGAGCUCAGCAAAGCGGGCCCGAAAAUCGCAAAGUACGAGGAACAAAACGAGAUCUUGGGCAAGGAUAAGGUGAAGUUUGAGAACUUCAACCAGAACAUGGAACUCAAAGUCAAGAAGUACACCGAUCGCUGCGAGUUUCUGGAAAGAAACAUCGAAGAGCUAGAAGCUGAGCUCGAAGCGUCAGAACGGGAGCAGGCUGACCUCCAAGCCAUUAUCGACGGCCGCGGGAUGACCAUCAACGAUAUUGAUCGCAUGGCUGCCGAGAAGGAUCGCUUAGACCAAGCCCUACAAGGCACUGCCGCGCGUCUGGAGGAAUCGAGGAAGCGCAUUGCAGAGAGAGAAGUGCAUGCCUCGAGGAAGCUUGACGAACUCGAGCAGACAAUCGAGCGCUACAACAACUUAGGCUACCAAAUCGGCGUCAUCCCAUCCACUGCCGUAAACGCAAAGGGCCAGGACUACGAGCUCGUCCUCACCAUCACCGACGUUCCCAACUUCUCAGGCUCCCAGAUGGGCGCCUCCUCCCAAGAACCCUCAGACCGCCUCCUUCAAGACGCAAGCACAGGCUACGCGCCCGCACACCUCCUGAACCUCGACCUCAAGGGCAGCGUGAAAUCCAACAUCCUUACCCUGCGCAAGGAAAUCGCAGAGCGCCGCAACGCCGCUCUCGAAGCCGACAUGAACAACCACGACCUUCUGGACAAGAUCAAGGAAGCCAUGGACGACAAGGUUGCCGAGGUCGAGGCGCUCGGCCACCGUGUUGCACAGGCAGAAGACGAACUCGAGAAACUGCGCGAAAUCACAAAUACCCAGAAGAGCCAGAGCGACGCCCAGAUCGAGCGCCUGGAGAAGGAUCUCGGCCGUAUGCGCAGCGGGCUCGGCGAGAGCGUGCAGCUGAUGGUGCAACGCGAGAUGGCGGUCAACAUUGAAUACGAACAACUUCAGCUCCGCGCCAACUCGCUCCGCGAAGAGUUGCACACGGAGAUCGAGCGCAUGCUAGACGAUAUCGUACGCUUCAAGUUGCACGUCCAGCGCUCGCUCGAAGAGUACGAGCAGUUCAUUGCCGAUGAGGUCGAGCGCAGCUGUGAAGAGCAGGAUCUGCUUGCACAGGCGCCCGAGGACGAGCAGGACGAGGAGAUGGAGGAUGCUGAGUGAAUUCAUUCAGCGCAUUGAUGGGUGGAUUGGAUGUGUUGGAUAUAGCGAGUUCUGACGAUGUUACGACGCGGCGUUGGGUUUGAGCGGCUCUUUCAUG
Boeremia exigua is the source of this 2520-nucleotide messenger RNA. RefSeq names its product HEC/Ndc80p family protein-like protein. The transcript is spliced from 3 exons. The coding region runs from base 150 to 2423 and encodes 757 amino acids. The record is from RefSeq and is a predicted model, not a curated record. Gene Ontology annotation, biological process: attachment of mitotic spindle microtubules to kinetochore. Gene Ontology annotation, cellular component: Ndc80 complex. NCBI's taxonomy places the organism in Eukaryota, Fungi, Ascomycota, Dothideomycetes, Pleosporales, Didymellaceae.